UGCGAGGAAUGUUCAAAAGAGAGCGCAAUUAGUAGACCCAAUCGCAUCAUCACCUCCUGCUAUCGCCAGGGAAACGUGUGGUAGAGUGUUUUUGCUGCGAACUUCGCAGCCGAUCAUCGCGCUCGUUCUGGGACCGAUAAUAUUCGUUCUGGACUUUCGGAAGGAUCCGCAGGAAAAUGGCCUCACUCAAAGACUGGGACGUGCUGCGGCUCUCGACGCUGAUUACGAACAUCAACGCGAAACUUUCGGCCAGCGUCACGGCGGAUCAGGAAUAUCGGCUACUGUGUUUGGUGCGGCAGAACGAUCAAAUUCUGUUCCGGUACACCGACCGGCACGGUGAGGUGCACCUGAUGCUCCUCUGCUGGUUCGCCGAGAACCGCAAAACCGUGCAAGAUGUAUGCUUCGACUCGACCGGAUGCUGGCUGCUUGUGUUCUGUUAUGAUAAUACGUUGCACAUCGUUCCGGCGCUUUCGAUUUGCGAUAAAUCUCUGGAGCACGUCGACACGACGUUCAAUCGUGAUGAGAUCACAUCGUUCAUUGUGCCCUUCAUCGGCCCACACGAGUGCCCCAAUCCGCAAACGUGUCCCAACAAUUCGCACAACAGUCAGCAGCAGCAGCAGCAGCAGCAGACGACCGCAUCUCAUCGCUCUUCGAUCGCUUCCGAGGGCAGUCUGAAGAGUGCCGGUACUAUGGCGGUGGGCGGUGGUGUAGCAGGGACGGCCAGCGCUGGUGGUACACCAUCAUCGGAACCGAAUCUCAUCUUCGACGCACCGACAAUGAAGAAAUCCAGCUCAAGCUACACGACGCACAAGAUCGACGAGAUCUUCUCGCUGAACAGCAUAUACCGGAAACUGUUUCUCGAGCAGCUGGAUAAGGCACGCGAAGAGCAGAAUGCAAACCGAAGCAUCUCGGCCACGGCGGGGACCGAUACACCGAUUGCGAUGAAAACCAUCGAAGAUUUUUUUGCUGACGCCUCGCAGUUGAGAGAAGCGGAUGUUUCGAAGGCAUCGACACCGCUCGAGACUUACACGAUCAGUUCGAGCCUCGAGUCGACCGGUGUGUCGGUUUCGUGCCCGUAUCCAACCUGCUGUAGCUGGUGGCGAACGCUGGCCAAUGAACCGCGGGCCAUUCUGGGGUACUCGGAUGGUUCGAUUUGUGUCGUAGCUCUCACCCCAAACUGUCCGUUUCUGGGUAACACCAACUGUGAACGAGGCUCAAUCGAGAAGUUAAUCAUCUGCCAGGACUACAGCAUGGAGACGAUCAGUUUGAUGAUCAACACUUCGACCAAAGAACAGUGGAAGCUGCUGCUGGAGCAGAAGUCAAUCAAGUACACCUUUCCGGGUGAUAUCACGCCCACUUCCGGGCCGGAGUUUCGUUCGGAGCUUCUGAAAUCCGUUUCCGAGGGUGGUACAAGCGAAUCAGUAACCGGUGUACCGAUCGAAGAUUGGCAGAUUGUUCUUUCGCUGCCAAAGGACGGAGAAGCAGUACCCGAUGGUGGCCGAACGAGUACGCAACAGCAGCAACACCAAGCAGGGCGAGCGAAAGGCCCCGGGACAACGAACGAAGCCGAGAGCAGCGGAUCCAGUCCAAACAGUUCCGAGCCGCCCUCGGGUGAUGAUUUCGAGAAGGUGGACAAUGAAUCGAUUCCUGAGGGCAGUGAAAAAUCAAACGACAAUGGCGGAUCGGCAGGCGGCACACUACCGAAGUUACUGCCCGCGGCCAAAGCUCGGUUACAGUCCUUGCGAGAUCUCGGGGUCAAAAAAAUCGGCACGCUAAAGCUGAAGCUCUCCGAGAGUCGCAUUAAGGCGAAGGAGCGAGAAAAAUUCAAAGAACAGGCCGCCAACCUGGCAGUAAUGGAGCUUCCCGGGAUGUACCCGGAAAUAUUAACUACACCGGCCGGCCCUUACUUCGUGGUGCAGUAUCUAGAGGGCAAGUAUUUGCUGAGUGCACUGCAUUCCUACUCCGAUACGCUCUCGGUGCACAGUAUGGACAUUAGCUUGAUUCCGCUGCACAUCUACAAGCUUCCGAAGCAAUGCCAGUCGACGGUUUUGACCAAGAAUGUGCUGUACGUGCUUCACACUAUGCAGCCGGAAGAGGGUGCUGGGUCUUCAGAGAAAGCCACUGACGAAGGAAAGCUAACGGGCGAGGCUGAACGCGCAACGGUGGAUUCAUUGGAAGAUUGUCACAGCAAUGGAAGCGGAAGUAGCAGCAGCAGUAGCAGCAGCAGUAAUAGCAACAGUAAUAGCUCCAGCGGGGCCGCUCCUCCGAAUGCGGUCAGUGUCGUGAGCUGUAAGAUCGCAUCAAUGAAGAUGGGCGAUGACUGUGAUUUCAACGAGCAUGCCCUUCUCGGGUUGUUCCACUUUCCCGAUGAACGAAUUCUCGAGAUACACCGAUUGAGUGGUGCUGGAGAGCAAGGCAAAAAUGAAGAAGAAUCGGAUGAUGGUGUCGAGGGCACUUUGGAGCAGCAGCAGCAACCGCAGCAGCCGCCUCAGGGCGAAGAACAACGAACGUUCUUCCAGAAGUCCCCCGUUUCGAACUAUCUGCGUAUCCAGAAGGGGUUACGGAUGGAGCGAAAGUUAGAUAUAUCUGAGGCGCAGGUGAUGGUGGGUGAAUUUCCAUCGAUCGAGUACGAUCAGGCAUUGGUCGUGACGGAUCGCAAUCUGUACGCGAUCGAGCUAGCCGAUACCGGGCGCAAUCUGUUUCUCAGUCUCGCACACCGUUGCAUUUGGGCGGCUUGCGAAGACUUCUGUACGACCUUCGGGCUCCCGUUGGCCACCUGUAUCGAGUAUGCCGGGGAUGUGUUGCUCAGGCGGAAGCGUAUCUCGGAAGCGUUAAUGACGUACAAUGUGGCCCGACUAUCACCGAUGAAAACGGCUCUCAAGCUAGCGUUGGCCAAGGAGAACAAAGCCCUGAUGAAGCUGUGCGCGAUGGCCCUGCGCAAUACGCACAUUAUCGGCAGUCAGUUCCUGAUGCACGAUAUUAUGGGAUUGCUGGUCGACGAGGCGCACCUCGGGAAUGUGGUGUACGAUUCACUGAUCAACUUAAAUUGUCGAACAUCACUAAAACCCAACAAUACGGGCGCCCAUUGUAGUGACUUUUCGUACGAUAACGAUGAUGUGCUGCUCGAUGUGCAGAUAUCGCCGUCGGAUCAGUUUCAUCUCUCCAAUCUUAUGUUCCUGACGCUCUGCGAGCGAUGCGCACAGGACAAAAACUAUAUCCCUCUGUGGAACUUCAUAGUGACGAAUAGCAAGUACCAUACGAGCCUUGCCUGCAUUAUGCUCGCGCAUGGAGCGCUACACUCGACGGCUCUAUUGCUUGCGAUGACGCGUGGUACUUGUCUCGAUGUGUUUAGCUGUCUCGUUGGCACGUGGGAGCAAACAUCGAACGACAUAAAACCGACGGCUGCGGAAACGAAUGCGUUUAUGUACAACCUGUCGAACGAGCUGUUCAUGGAGUGUCUGACCUACCUGCAGGACUACACCGUAAAUUACUUUGAGCUGAUACGCAAACACCUGGAGGUGUUCGAUAUAAACGUGCUCGAGCGUCUUAUUCGUCAGCUAAAUCCGUUCCACCCCAUCUAUCGACCGUUGCUACAUCGGUUAUCGAACCACGAGGCUUCCGCUGCCAAGGAACCCUCCGGAUUACAUUUGCUGUACUUUUGCAAGGCCCUAAUUGAAACGUUCCUGGCCGUAGCGGUGCGGGCACAAACGUUGAAAAUGAACAACGAUGGUGUAGCCUCGUUCUUGAGCGCGUUGAAACAUAUACGUCCUCGUCAUGAGGAGCGAGCGGUCGAGAUGCGGCUUGAGCAGUUCUCACCGAUUGCGGCCGGAUUUUUUCACGGUGCGGCCGUCGUGCGACAUGUUGCUUUCGUUUGGGGCUCGAAUGGCGUUAACUGUGCCUUGAGCCGUACGGUACUGCAGGGUGAUGCGAUUGGUGCGAGUGGUCAACCUCCGGAAGUGAGCUUUUUGCGACAAAUCGAUCUCGAGGUGCUGGCCGUUCAGUGUGGUCGACUGCACACUCUUCUCCUUACGAGCAAUGGGCUGUAUGCAAUGGGCUCGAACAAUUUGGGCCAGCUGGGAAUCGGAAAUCACGUCAUCAAUGCACUGCAACCGAUGCUCGUGAAGGGUCUCGACGGUAAAAGCAUUACACACUUCACUGCCGGCCAGUAUCAUAAUGCCGUUGUAGCGAACGGUUUGCUGUACACUUGGGGUUGGGGUGUGUUUGGCCAAUUGGGUCACGGGACGGUGGAUGACUGUAACAGGCCGAAGGUUUUGGAGUUUUUCCGCAGCAAGACAAUCGUUCAACUCGCUCUGGGCCAUGCCCAUACGUUAGUCCUGUGCAGAGAGCACCAUCGCGAAUCUCGCCGCGUUCUGUACGUGUUCGGUUCGAAUCACUAUGGUCAGCUGGGCCUGGGCCAGGAGGACCAUUUUGGAACAACCGUUGACACGCGGAACGGCAAAUCUUUUUUGGUUUCUCUAGUUCCUCGCAAGCUGGAGCUGGACGAUGAGAUUACACUGAUCAACACAAAGUUAUUUGUCAAUCUCGCUCGAACAACGUCCAACAAGCUGUACAUCUGGGGAUCUUCUCCACAAGCGUUGCGCUUGGCUACGCAAGCCCGGAAACGCGCCAAAUCUAACAAAGGCGGUGGUGGAUUCUCAAAAUUCAGCUCUAUGCUCCGAUCGACAGCAACUCCAGCAGCUACUCCACAGGCGGAUACUAAUUCUACUCAGCCGACUGAUUCCGAUGCAUCCAGAGGCCUGCAAGGACCUGCGCCCGUUGAUAACACUGAGACUAAAUCCGAAAGCGCGGUCGCACAGGAGGGUUUAAAAGCGGACUCCAAUGAUCACCGAGAGGUAGACGGAUGCACGGUAGAACAAUCCACAAUCGAUAUACCGGAGAUAACGGUUACCGAUGAGAGUACGCCGUCUAAAGAGACGCCAGAGGUUGAUGAUAAGCCACAAGGAGGCUCGGGAGAGGAUGCGAUGGAACAUCUUUUCCCGUCGACAGUCGAUACAUCGCUUGUCGAAGGUACAAUCGUAAAGAUUUCAAGCGGAUUGUAUCACUUUGCAAUCAUAACGGACGAUGGCGCUAUUUAUACCUGGGGUAAGAACAUUGAGCGGCAGCUGGGUAGAGAGGGUGGUCGUAAUGAGGUAUUGAUACCGACCCGGCUUGAAUCGAUCGAGGGCGUUCGGUAUGUUGAAUGUGGGGCUGACUUUACGCUUGUGAUGACAAACGAUCACAUCGUGAAGGCCUGGGGUAACAAUAAUAUGGGCCAGUGUGCCAAGGAGAUCAGUCUCGACCGGACCGGUGUUCCCGGGAAGCUGGUGCGCCUGCCAAUCUCGAACCGAGUGGUGCGUAUUCCCGAUAAAUCCCAAUUCAUCGAGACACCGCACGAAGUGAAGCUGCCGGUGAAUAAGGCCCUAGGGUACGAUGAACCGCUACGUUUCCUCAAAUCGAUGCCCAAGUUCCGGCGUUCGUUCGUGGUGAAGAGCGGCCUGGAGAAGUUAAUCAGCAAUAAUAUUUCGACAAUAAGCUCCAGUCUCAACGAUGUGAGCCAGGGUGAGGUAGAGGAUCUGGUAGCCGAACUUCCCGAACCAUCCACUGACGGUCGGGCGCUGCUGCGGGAUCAUUGUGCAACGGGAAGCACCAUGUCUUCGUUGCAAUCCGUAUCAUACGCCACCUCACCGACUUCCCUAGCGCUGGAUGACGAUGAUGAGGAUGAUGACGACGACGAGGUGGACGAGGAAGAGGAUGAUGGAGAGGAAAAUGUGGAACGAAAGACCAAGGGCCAGGAGGGAUCGUUCGAUCCAUCGAGCGAUACGACAUCAUCUCACCUCUUCAACGAACGGUAUCUAUUGAGCAACGAGUUUAUUCACUAUUGCCUCUACCUUUUCCACGGGCUAUACAGCCAGGAAGUUCUACUGGAUAUGAUCAAACGCAACAACGAAUACCACAUUCGGAUCAUGCUGCUCAACUACGACUACGUGGAAGCGUUUCGCCUAGUACUGGAUCUCCUCUCCUCGUCACUAUCGUCUUCCGCCUCGUCUACUUCCAUUGCGCGCCAGACACAGAAUUUGGUGAAAAUUUUCGAAUACUUCACCAAAGACUCGAGCAUCGUUCCGAUGGAGGUUGGAAACAUUAAGUACUUCAUCUAUGAGCUGUUCAUGUUCUUCAUUCGGCACAAUCUAAGCAUAGACGUGCUGGAGGAGUUCUUCCUUCGUCAUGUCGAUUGUUAUCUAGUGCCGUUGGCAUCCGUACUGUACUUUCAUAACACCAACAACCUGGCAACACCGAGGGGAACAGGAAGCGGAGGAACCGGCGGCUCAGGUUGCAGUUCUGCCACUAGUGCGCCGCUCGAUGCCGAGGUGCUGGCGUUGGAGCGCAAGCUGCUCGACAAGUUUAACAACAACAACAAUGCCCACACACUCCUCACCGGAGGGAAUCUGGAGGGUGAAGAGAAUCUCCGUCUGCCCGGUUCAUCCGGAGUGGGCUCGCGAAAGCUGGAAAACACGGACGUUAUCUGCCGCGCGUUGAGUACCACGUUCAAUGUGACGAUUUGCCAGAAACUGUUGGAACAUUUUGAUCGAUGCAAAUGACUAUUACCGGUAAGGGUUUGUGACGCUGAACCGGUCAACAGGCGGGAACGUAUUCGUUGAGAUAGUAUAAGGACGCGUCCAACGCCAGUCGGUCCGAUGAUAUUUGAAGACUCUUUCUGCGGAUAUUGCACUAACAAAAUGUCACGUCCUAUCUCGUUUCCGGUGCAAGCUGUCCAUUAUCAGUGGGCAGAGGCGCCUCGUACAACAAGUCAAAAACAAGUUUGCCAUUUGGUUAGAGGUUAGUUAGAGUUAAAAGAAAAAGGAGAUUUUAUUUUGCGGUUUUAUAAUCCUAUUGUUUAUCGCAAAUCUUCGCGUGAAAUCCCCGAAGCAUGCCAGAAGUAGACCGAACAAAAAGACAACAAAACGGAAAGAUGCAACCGGUGGACAUUGCGAAGACGAUUUUAAUCGAAUUUACCGCACAAAACGAAUGCAAUCAAAAUACAAUCGAUCUUUAUUACUGUAGAAUUAGUUUGUCUUAAUGACGACGACGCCGCCGCCAUGUGUCGGAAAUGAACCGUAUGUAUUUAAAUGCCAAUGCCAAAAAAAAAAACACUCACUUCGACACUCUUGGAACGAUUUCCUUUUUGUAUCGCACUUUUAGUGACACAGACAAACACGCUAUAGGGUCUCCAAAGUUUGGAACGACUGCGUCCCUUGUUCUGUCAAUCGUGUCCUUUUGAACUAGAUAGUAAUUAUUUGAAACAUACGGCAAGAAUCCAACGGAUGGCGCGCCGGGCUUUAAAUCUUAAUUCUUAGUGGAAUCGAAACUCUCCCACCAAACCUACAUUAGAGAGACAAAACGAAUCCGAUUUUGUGAAGUGAUCACUGAUUUCAUGCCAGGCCUUUUACCAAGUACUUCAGGGCACGCACUGCAGGGGAAACGUUGGAUGAAACCACUUGAAUCGAUAUAAGCUACUAUCAGUCUUCAGUCGAAGAUUCGGAAGUGCUAUUCAUCACUGUUUCUUGUCAUUUGUAGUGUGGCUACAUCAAAAGCUCUGCUAUGCUGGUGUAUAACGUAAUUGAUUUAGUGAAAACUAGAACGUAGAUAAGUGGAGUUUUCUCAUUCUGAUUACUGUUCAAUGUGUAGCAACGGUGUGCUUGUGUCGGCUUCGUUCCCUUAUUUCGCUACGUUUCUUAUCUCAUACUUACUGAUAACUUCACGGCAUAGGCGCAGCAUGCUUUACACAUUAAUCGUGAUAUUUGAUAGCAAUUGUGCAGCAGCAGAAUGAACACCAUAUUCAAUAAUCUCAUUGUUUAUCGAUGAGGCCUAAGUGACUUUUCGUCGCUGCAAGCAGCAGCAAAAUGCCGGUCGUAGACAGUUAGCCAGACACCCAGUGGCAUAUCAAAACAUGGAACUCGGACACAAUAUACGAUUGGCCUCGAAAGGUAUGUCGCAAACGGACGGAAGGGAAGAACUGAGAUAUAGAGAGAAUGAGGUUCUGCAAAGAUCCUGUUGUAGUUUGUAUGAAGAAAAACAAAGUAAAAACGAGAGGCUUUAAGAGUAUUCCCCACGAGGGUGUAUCAAUAAUGGAAUGAAGCCAGCAAAGAAUGACUAAACAAGAGGCAAUAUAUACAAACACACACACACACACACACACGCGCGCGUGUAAAAUCCAAAAAAGGAUGAUCAACUAUUGCUGCGAUAGAGUUGCGCUGUGAAUGAAGAAGGCAAACGGCAACAAUAAUAGAAAUGUACGUACCCGGGCACUUGCUAUUGAAUGCGAUGCAGAUGAUUGUUGAAAUGAUUAG
This is a messenger RNA of Anopheles darlingi, 8345 nucleotides long. RefSeq lists its product as uncharacterized. The transcript has 9 exons. Bases 177 to 6596 code for a protein of 2139 amino acids. The record is from RefSeq and is a predicted model, not a curated record. Lineage: Eukaryota; Metazoa; Arthropoda; Insecta; Diptera; Culicidae.